CCUAGUUUCAUUUCACUUUUCCUCCUAACUUUCUAGAAAAUACUGUUACCAAACAUACCAAAUAAAGAUGGAUGUACCAAAGAAUUUGCACCUACACACAUCAAACAAUGACAGCAUUACUGAAGACUUGACGGCAAAUGCUUCUUCGCUGGGGGAUAACGAUUCCUGCUCUUCAUCCUUUGUGUCACAACAGAACUCUGUAACAUCACCAACAGAUCAACUCCAGCCUGUGUUAAGAUACAGUAGAAGCAGCAGUACAGAUAGCACAGAUUCCCAGGAUAGAGGGGAGAUCAAGUCUGUAGUGAGAGUGAAGGACCCUACACUAGAUUUCUCUCCUCUCAUGGCCUUACUGCAGCCUCACACAGAUCUCAAUAAGCCUCCAGCUAACUGGUUAAGGAGGAGGUCACUCCCCCAACAGCAGAAGACUAGGCAGUUUCUGUGGCCAAAAAGAGUUUCAAGUUUUGCAAUGGCAAACAAUGCAUUAGACCUUACAGGAGAAGUUGAUGUGAUCUCACAAGCUAAGAAUAUCAAGAAACUGCUGAAGAUGCCGUUUUCGUCCAAGUCCCAGAUCAGUAUGAUGGUUCACAAGGUAGACAACUCCCUUCUGAUUGAUGACUUUGAUAUCCACAAAAACCUACUGAGAAAACAGAAGGAUGACUGGAAAUGGUUGCGAGAGUUUUACUUGGAGUCAGUAAAGAAAGACAUGCAGGUGAAAUGUGUGCCAAAGAAAAAGAAGACCAGAGACUAUCUCCAGAAUAAGAACAUGCUUUCUAAGUUUCUGUACAGAAGUGUACAAGAAGCUUUGAAUUCAGGAGAAUCGCUGCCAGUUUCUACAUUAAACAGAGAUGUUAGUGAGCAGGACGAUUUUUCAGAAGACUUGUUUGGACAGCACCGAGAACUGAUCUGGACGUUUGAGAACAUUCAGAUGUUAAUUGGCACAGAUUUACCUAUAUUUACACGUGGCACUAAUUACCCAUGUGUAAGUCUAAGAUUAAGGGAUAUGAACACCCCUAUUAACGUCCUGACAGGAUUGGACUAUUGGUUGGAUAACCUGAUGUGUAAUGUCCCAGAGGUGGCCAUGUGCUUCCAUGUAGAUGGUAUUGUACAGAAAUAUGAGCUGCUAAAGACAGAGAAUAUUCCUAAUCUCAAGGACUCAGAGUUUGAUCCCCAUAUGGUGACGGACAUUGCCUGUAAUAUAUUGUCUUUCCUAAAAUCCAAUGCCACCAAGGAGGGUCAUACAUACUGGUUAUACAAAGGAGUGGACGAUGAUGUGGUCAAGCUGUAUGACCUGACGUCGUUAGCAGACAGCCAGGAGGACCAGUCUAACCCCUUCACUGUCCCUCUGGGCAGACUGCUCUACCGCGUAGCCUGUAACAUGUGGAGAAAUGGAAACAAGAGCAGACGAAAAAUCCAACUGCUGUUGGAAAACUGUCUCCUGCUGUUAGAUGAAGAGAAGCAUUCACAGAUAUGUACUUCAGCCCACUACCUCCUCUCAGAUGUUGUAGUGCCAGACGCUAUUAUACAAGAUGGCUGGAAAGACAACAAUGAGAAAGACUCUGAUGGAGAGGAAACCAACACCCAUUCUAAACAGUCAGAUAAUUCAGACAUAGAAGAUGAACAGUUUACAUCGGUAACAUUAAAAUCACUGUGUGAUAAGAAUAGCUACAGGAAACAGGCAAACCCAACUAAGAGCACACCGGUGGUGACUGAGGUCAAGAGUUCAAAGGUCAUGGCUGAUGUCACAGAGAGAUGUCUGGAUGCAGUUAAGCAUACCACAAAGGGAUUACUGUGUCUAGAUAAAGACUUCACCAUACAGAUCCGAAAAAACAAGAACAUAGUGGAAGAACAAAUGACUUGUAACAAAAACACGGCAAUACCCCUGCACUACGAACCCCUUCAGAAAUCAGCACCACCCCAUAAUGACACGGAACCACCCCUUCAUGACAAAGACCAGUCAGUGGUGGAAACCGAGAGCUCCCUGACGUGGCACCGCACCCUCAAGGUCCUCCUGCUGAAGAAAGCCGCUGUGGCGCUGUACACACUGGCCAGAGGAGCCGCAGUAGAAUACAAGGCGGGGAAAAGUCUACGUCUCCUGAAAAUUUCACUCCAGUGCUUUGAUGCCAUGAAAAUUCUGCUGCCUGAGAGAGCCACAGAGAACAGUGAGCUGUUGAGUGCGAUGUUAAGUCUGGCUGGGGACGUUUUGCUGCUCUGUGUUCACCAGAAUCUCAGUCUCCACUCAGUGACGGAGGACAUGGUUAAUUACUCCGAGGAUGAAAUCUGUCUGUCUGAAAGUGUAUCCAGGGAACUGGAAAGUUUUGAGUAUGAUUGGGUGUUUGAGCUUAAAAUAGGUGAUAUAGAGGGCUGUCUAAUCCAGUGCUGUAAGUGUUACCAAGAAGCUCUGGAUGUUCUCAAAGCCUCCAGUGACAAACCUGAUUCUGUGAUAUUCCUACGGAAACGCUUUGCCAACAUUAAGAAUGAGCUGGGUGUAUGGUAUAUGAACCAAGCCCAGGUCUGCCUUCAAACAGAUGAUCCUCCAUUUCCUAGUGCUAGAAUGGAAAGUCUUUGCCAAAAAUCAUUGUCAGCAUUGGAGGAGGGUGUGACUGUAUUUGCGAGUUUGUCUGAUAAACCUAACGCAGCCCUUCUGUACACAAACAAGGGACGGCUGAUGAGACUGUACGCCCAGGCUCACACUCAGAACACAAUGAGACUGGAAAAUCCACAGUUCAGUGAUGUGGAACGUAGAUAUUUUAAACAGGCAGUUGACUGCUACACCAAAGCCCUGGAAUGUCUACAUGGAGGUCAUUAUACCGAGAUUUGGGAGUCUGUCUGCUGGGAAAUGUCAACCUGUUUCUUCAACAUGGCUAUUCUCCUUCAGGAUUACGUGCCAUUACAGGAGUAUACUCAAGAUGAGGUUGAGAAGGAGGUUGUAGAUUUGAUGAUGAAAUCUCUAAAGUACUGUAAUGUGGACAUUAAGUCAGCCAAGCAGCCUAUGUGUCAGUACCGAGCCGCAAACAUCCACCAUCGUCUAGCUUCUCUGUAUCACAACUCUCUACGAAACCAGCAGAAUUCUGAACAGAGGAAGAAGUACCUUCGACAUCUGACAGAGACACAUUACAGGAAAGCUGAGAGUUUCUUCUCCUUGUUAGAAUGUCACACAGAGCUUCUCCGAGUUUUGUUAGAGCAGGUGGCUUUGUGGGAGUACAUAUUGCAAGGUCUGACUAAUACAAAAAUACAGCUGAAGACAUUAAUGUCAGCCGUCAGGUGCUUGUUGGAAUGUCGAGGGGUACUGGGACACAUGAUCAAACAGCUGGAUGACCCUGAUGUAUGUGAUAAGGUCCAGUCUGAGGGGACAAGCCUGACAGACAUAUUGGAGUCCAGACUACAGUUUAUACUGCUGCAUCUCAUCAAAUGCUACAAAACCAACAAACUAAGUAAACCAAGCAAUGUUUUGAAGACAAAGACACUCUAUAGAAAAAGCCUAGAAAACAAAGAGUCCCUGAAAUCAUCUACAGUGAAGACUCGCUGGAGCCAUCUUGUCCAGUUAUUAGAGGAACUUCAGUCUCUCAAAGAAGACAUUAUGCCUAAAGAGUCCGAGUUUACAUAAACCUUUACUGUCAGAGGAUGGAGUCUUGCCAUCUUUUCAACUUUGAUUUUCUCUUCUAUGUAAAAUGUUUAUUUCAUUUGACAUAAAUGGAUCUAAAAAAUUUUCAACUACAUUAUUUGUCUUUCAAAUUGGAUGUGCAAUUGUUUGGAAAGUAAUUUAUUUAUUUAUUUUAUUUUUUUUUUUUUGAGGAGGCACAAUUA
Molecule: messenger RNA, 3804 nt
Organism: Saccostrea cuccullata (small rock oyster)
Lineage: Eukaryota; Metazoa; Mollusca; Bivalvia; Ostreida; Ostreidae
Product: erythroid differentiation-related factor 1-like
Biological process (GO): positive regulation of DNA-templated transcription
Source: RefSeq, a predicted model, not a curated record